Messenger RNA from Suillus discolor, 456 nucleotides. RefSeq lists its product as uncharacterized. The transcript is spliced from 3 exons. The coding region runs from base 1 to 456 and encodes 151 amino acids. The record is from RefSeq and is a predicted model, not a curated record. NCBI's taxonomy places the organism in Eukaryota, Fungi, Basidiomycota, Agaricomycetes, Boletales, Suillaceae.
AUGAAGGAAGUAUUACAGGUUCUCAAAGACUCGACGAUUGCGUCGAAGAGUGAAAAGGACGAACGGUCUCAUUUCUGGGGGGUGUACAAAAGAGUCGCGGAAGAACACGACAUCAAGUUCCUCGAGCGAUACACUACCGACAUGGACAUCGUCCUGAUCUUCUCUGGUCUUUUCUCCGCUGUCAGCACAUCUUUCAUUGUCGCGAUGGAGUCAAAUCUCAGUCCCGGCCCCAGUGACACCACGAAUGCCCUUUUAAAGCAACUCGUGCAGAUCGGACUCGGCAAUCUCGCUGAGGCAGGCCCCAUUCCCCUAGACCCAGCAUCCACUUGGUCUCUGACCGCGCCGACCUUAUGGAUCCAAACGAUCGCAUAUGCGAGUUUGUCCAUGAGCUUGCUCGCUGCAUUCGGGGCCUUGCUGGGAAAGCAGUGGUUGGGGGGUUCUACACCUGGUGUUUAA